AGGAGGGCGCUAUUUGAAUUUGUGACCUGGCACGUGGUGUUGGAAGCUGGAUGGAGUGGAGGGAAAUAUUACAGGGUUUUUUUUCUGAGACUUGUGAGAGUGAAACAAGAAGUGGGGUGACAACAAGUUUCGAUACCGAGAAUCUUCAAAGGGAUCUAAGGCCAUGGAAGAGGAUGUCGACAAUGAGCCAUUGGAGUCCAUUUCUGAAUUGGAUGAUGAUGAGGAUCCCAACAACAUUGAUUCCGAUCACUCCUCUGAUUCCACUGAGACGAGAGAUUCAGAGGCCAGUUCCGUCUUCGGUGAGGAGGGGCAGCCAAGUUUCCAAUACGAUGGACAAUCACUGGCUGGCCUCAGUUCAUUCAUCAGAAAGACCAUCACAAGACCUCUGACCUCCGCAGACCGGACAGGGUUUUGGCUUCUGUUGGCAGCACUUAAACAUUGUCUGUUAACACACCGAUGGCGUGAAGCAAGCCAGGCUAUGGAAAUGGUCUGCCUCUACCCAACACAUGUACAUGACGACUACAUGUGGAAGUGUGGGACAGAGAUUUUGUACAACUACCCAGAUGCAGACCCAGAAUUGAUCAUGCAGUUUACAAGUAAAAUGGAGGGCAUUUGGCAUCGGCAUAAGAGGAAAAAACUGGAGAAGGUCUUCUAUCUUUUGAGUCGAGGACAAUUCAAGGAUGCAGAGUUUGAAAUCCAGUCAGCUAAGAUGACAAGUCGUGGUCUCAGCAUACGUGAUGAAGACAGAGCUAAAUACUGGGUGAUGAUGAGCAAAGCGUACGCCGGACUACUCAAGUAUGCUGAAUGGUAUCAGGAAUGUCUGUUACCACGGCAACAAAUGGAUAAUGAUCAGCCAAAUAAAGACGGAGCUGGGUUUAGAUAUCGGGAUGAGUCGUGUGAUUUCACUAUUCCUGUACCUGAUGAGCCUGGUGUCUGGGACAUCUUCAUUACAAAGCAAGCAGAGAUACUGGAAACAAAUGGCAAGCUGGAUGUUGCCAGAGAAUUACUGCAGAAUUAUUGCGUCUCAUGUCCAGACAACCCUAAUGCCUACAGAUACUUGUAUAGACAUCUCAAGAGAAACAAUGGCGACCAAGAGGAGAUGAUCAGAGUUCUAAAGGAUUAUGUGAGGAGAAUUCCAUCCGAUGUUCUGGCACUGGAGUUGGUUAGUCUCCUCAACCAGGGGCUCAAAACAAAGAACCCCGACUACAGCGACAAGAUUGGCUUGAUAAUCAAAGUGCUGUUUGACAUGUUGGAUUAUCCCUGCUGGUAUGAGAGGCUAGCACCGUGGAAGGCCCUCGCAAAACACCUCACGAAAAUUGUUCAGAAGAAAGACUGUGCUGGCAUGGGCGCGAUCAUGGCAUGUUGGAGACAGAGAGACUGGUGGCUUUCCUAUCACUUCAACGAAAAGACUGUGAAAAGACUCCUCAAAAAGAACAAGAAGGUUGCACUACAGAAAGCUGUGAUUGUUUCACUCAUGCAGACACCAGACUCGACGUUCGUCAUUCAUGUGCGGAACUGCUUCACAAAAAGGGAGGAUAAGAAGUCAUGCAAGCAAUUGGAUAAAGCUCGCAAGUUGGCAAAAAAGUGCGCAAAGUUGGGUUUGAGGUAGCCGUGUCUUCUUAUCCAAUUGAGCGGGGAUUUUUUCUUAAAGAAGGGUUAGGCUUUCAAAAGCACCCUUUUCAUCUGAGCGCUGAUUUGGAUUAGACUUGACUCAAGUCAGACUUAAGUAGAUACCCCAACACCCACUGCCAUCACAAGCUAGCCCUGAUUUCCACCAUCAACAUCAUUCUUGGCUGGGGGGCUGUGGCUCAAUAAAUCUCCUCUCAGCUUAAGCAACAUCAAACCCCGUAAUAUGAGGCCAAUGUUUAAGCGUAUUUCCAUUUAGUUUGAAUGUUCAAUGUUUCUAAAUGAUAGUAUGGCUGAAGCUAUGUACGAAACCAAGGUUUGGGAAAUGGCAAUAGACCUUAUGCAUAGCAGCCAUCUUGGAGGGCAAUGCCUUUGUUUUGCUGGGAUAUGCAUGAGUGAAAAUUUAAUGCAUCCGAUGUUACUGAAUUAAAAUAAAAGAUGUUCUCUUCAUAAGAUUGACCCUAUGCAUAAGGUAUAUUAUGUUAAAGUUGAGGAGCGCCCUCUUGAGGCACAGAUUUUUCCCAAAAGCAAUUGUACACUUGGUCAUCUUAUUGAAUACAUAAUGACCACUUUUAAAAUGAUCACUUCAUUUUUCUUGUUUAUGAAGUUUAUACCAUGACAAAUGGAGUGUUUACUGGAAGCUAUUAAAAAAGAAAUUGCAAAAUGUUUGAUAUAUUUAUAAA
Molecule: messenger RNA, 2309 nt
Organism: Patiria miniata (bat star)
Lineage: Eukaryota; Metazoa; Echinodermata; Asteroidea; Valvatida; Asterinidae
Product: TATA box-binding protein-associated factor RNA polymerase I subunit A-like
Exons: 11
Coding region: 164-1609 (481 amino acids)
Biological process (GO): transcription by RNA polymerase I
Cellular component (GO): RNA polymerase I transcription regulator complex
Source: RefSeq, a predicted model, not a curated record